This is a messenger RNA of Euleptes europaea (tarantolino), 248 nucleotides long. Its product is annotated as ubiquitin. The record is from RefSeq and is a predicted model, not a curated record. Gene Ontology annotation, biological process: protein ubiquitination; modification-dependent protein catabolic process. The transcript has a single exon. Bases 1 to 231 code for a protein of 76 amino acids. Gene Ontology annotation, cellular component: nucleus; cytoplasm. Lineage: Eukaryota; Metazoa; Chordata; Lepidosauria; Squamata; Sphaerodactylidae. Gene Ontology annotation, molecular function: protein tag activity; ubiquitin protein ligase binding.
AUGCAGAUCUUUGUGAAGACCUUGACUGGCAAGACCAUUACCCUGGAGGUGGAGCCCAGUGACACCAUUGAGAAUGUGAAGGCCAAGAUCCAGGACAAAGAGGGCAUCCCCCCUGACCAGCAGAGGCUGAUCUUUGCAGGCAAGCAGCUAGAAGAUGGCCGCACCCUCUCCGACUACAACAUCAGGAAGGAGUCCACCCUGCAUCUUGUCCUGCGUCUCAGGGGUGGUUAAUUAAGUUGCUGUUUGCU